AUGGCGGACAAGCCGAGCCGCGCGCUGGUCCUCUACGCCGCCGGCCACGCCGCGGUGCUCGCUCCCCCGCCGGGCUCCGCAGCCGCGGGGAGCCACCUCGAUGCGUUCGCCUCUCGCGCCUCCUGCGGCCUUCUCACCCUCCGCUCCCCGCCGGCUUCCCAUCCCACGACCGGAACCGACGAUAAUAGUAGCACGAUUCUGGAACUGGCGCAGCUGCUCGACGUUUACGAUCAUCUCUACCCCGGAAAGAAUGCGGAAAGUGGUCAAGAAGUUGCCCAAGUGGAUCCACAGGAGGUAGUGGUUCCCAAGCUGUCUGAGAGGUAUAUGGGCCUGAGAGCUGCCUUGGUCACCAGUUGCCCCCGUGUUAGCUCCUUUGCGGUGAAUCUUGGUUUCCAAGUUUUUCAGACCAAUGAUUUCGCCCCACAAUCUGGCUCGUCCGGCGUUACCAAAGAGGUUGGAUUAAUCAACCGAGCAUUUGAUCUGCUAGGAUUCUCGGAUGGGAAUGUGCAGGAAACAUCUGAAUUCGAUCUAGUUUUCAUGCAUGUUGCCAUGGAGAACACAAGCAGCAAGUUAGGGAAAUUAGGAAUGAAGACAGAUCUCAAUCGGCUGGAGAAAUUAGUUGGUGCAGUCAUGGAAUCUGCGCCUGUUGGUUCAGCUAUUGCUUCACGUAUUCAUGUAUCUGUGAUUUUGAGCUAUGGGUCUGCUUCUGGAAAUAAGGAUGAGUUUUCUCUAUUAAUCUCUUCGACCAAAACAGAUUCAGACUUGAAUCUACUGCGCCCACGCCAGAGCUACACAGUGAAAGCAGGACAUACAUUAGAUGAUGUCAGACUUCAUCAUCCAAUUCUACUGGCACAGUGGCAGGAAGGAGUUACACGUGUUGAUUUGGCUAAAGGGUUUUCUUUUGAGGAGUUUAUGAAGCGUGGUGGAAACCUUGCUAUGCUUGCUGAGCGCUUCCUACAUGAGGUGGCAUUUAAGCUCUGGAAAGCACCUAAAUAUGGGGCUUGA
Messenger RNA from Miscanthus lutarioriparius, 1005 nucleotides. The record is from the annotation of a GenBank genome assembly. NCBI's taxonomy places the organism in Eukaryota, Viridiplantae, Streptophyta, Magnoliopsida, Poales, Poaceae.